AUGGAAAAUAAAGUGAGGAUGGUCUCUUCGGACAACAAAGAGUUUCUUCUCGACUAUGACGUAGCGGUCCAAAGCCAGACGCUCAGAACGUUUUUUGGUCGGCCAGAAAUGUUCCUAGAGUCCACUUCCAGAAAGGUUAGGCUCCCGAUAAGAGCACGGCACCUGAAGAGGAUUGUUGAGUUUCUGGAGUUUAAGCAUCAUUCGGAUCCAGAUAAGGAACCCGAGGAGUUCAGGAUCGGUGACGAGGAGGCCCUGGAACUGCUGGAUAUCGCCGUAUAUCUCAAGAUCUAA
Encephalitozoon cuniculi GB-M1 is the source of this 291-nucleotide messenger RNA. RefSeq lists its product as uncharacterized. Bases 1 to 291 code for a protein of 96 amino acids. The record is from RefSeq and is marked provisional. The transcript has a single exon. Gene Ontology annotation, molecular function: protein-macromolecule adaptor activity. Gene Ontology annotation, biological process: ubiquitin-dependent protein catabolic process. NCBI's taxonomy places the organism in Eukaryota, Fungi, Microsporidia, Unikaryonidae. Gene Ontology annotation, cellular component: elongin complex.